AUGGUCACUUCAGUUGGAUUUCCCGAGCCCAAUGGCUCUGCUCACGUCAACGGCACUCGCCGUUGUGUUGCCGAUGGCACCCUCGACAUCACAGUUAUGGGAAUGAACAGCGGUACGGCCAUGGAUGGCAUUGACUGCGCCCUGGUUCGUUAUCGCCAGGCUUCACCUGAAGCUCCUUUGCACAUGGAGAUCCUUAAGUACGACGAGUUCCCUGUUCCGCUGGAUAUCAAGAAGCCCGUCCUCACCAUGCUUCGCGAAACAAAAACUACUCCCUCCCUCAUGUCCCAGCUGAAUGUCCAGCUCGGCAACAUGUUCGGCGAGACAGUCAAGCUCUUCUGUGAGAAGCACAACGUACCCAUCGAUAGCAUCGACCUCAUCGGCUCGCACGGCCAGACCAUUUGGCUUCUCUCCAUGCCCGAGAUUAGUGAGACCCGGUCCGCCUUCUGCCUCGGCGAGGGAACUAUCAUGAGUGGCUUGACCCACAUCACUACAGUUACCGACUUCCGCAUGGCUGAACAGGCGGUCGGCCGCCAGGGUGCUCCUCUCGUCGCUUUGAUCGACGGCCUCCUCCUUCAUCACCCCACUGAAUGGCGCAUCUGCCAGAAUAUCGGUGGUAUCGCUAACCUCUGCGUUAUUCCACCGGACAGCGAGGGCGGCGUCGAUGCCAUGGUCGACUGGGACUGUGGCCCGGGUAACAUGUUCAUCGAUGCCGCAAUGCGCUACUUCACCAACGGCGAGAUGGAGUAUGACCGCGACGGCGAGUGGGGUGCUCAGGGUACCAUCAACCAGGCAGUAGUCGACAAGUUCCUCGACAACAACAAGUACUGCAACCAUCUGCCCCCUAAGACGACGGGUCGUGAGACCUUCGGUGACAACGGGGCCCAGGAGAUCAUCGACGAGUGCUUGGCUCUGGGCAUGAGCAAGUACGACAUCAUCGCCACUAUCACCCGCACCACCGCCCAGAACAUUGUCAAGCAGUACCGCACCUUUUUCCCCCGGUUCAACAUUGAUAUUGACAAGAUCGCCGGUGUCUAUAUGUGCGGUGGUGGUGCCCACAACCCCAACAUCAUCAAGUACCUCAAGGCGCAGCUGCCAAAUUCGAAGAUUCUCAGUCUUGAUGAGACGGGUAUUCCUUCCGAUGCCAAGGAGGCAGUUUCGUUCGCUCAGCAGGCUCUCGAGGCUAUCCUCGGCCGUGCUGCUCUUGUUCCUAUUAACAGUGACACGCUGACUCCGAAUACCAUCUCGGGUAAGAUUGCUCCGGGAUUGCGUUGGAGAGAAGUUAUGGCAAUGGCAGUGGAAUUCGGAAAGGGUCAAGCCCAGUUGCCGACGGUCAAGGAGAUGAUAAUUGACCGGCCUUACACCGAAUGGAAGCCUUAG
Messenger RNA from Penicillium samsonianum, 1377 nucleotides. RefSeq names its product UPF0075 family protein. The transcript is spliced from 2 exons. Gene Ontology annotation, molecular function: ATP binding; phosphotransferase activity, alcohol group as acceptor. Lineage: Eukaryota; Fungi; Ascomycota; Eurotiomycetes; Eurotiales; Aspergillaceae. Gene Ontology annotation, biological process: amino sugar metabolic process; peptidoglycan turnover. The coding region runs from base 1 to 1377 and encodes 458 amino acids. The record is from RefSeq and is a predicted model, not a curated record.